GUAUGGCUGACCUGAAAGCUCUCUUAGUGUUGAUCUCAUAGUGUUGCAGACGCAAUCUUGGAUUCCAUCACCAAUCAGAAUCAUUUGACGUUCAAUCGUGAGUAAAGUUAGAUGAAUAAUAUUCUUUUCCUACUUUGAAGUGGCUCGACUUAAUGUAACCGUACCAGUGGACGAAAGCAACAUGGACUACUUUCAAAUCGGUUGUGGCCUCGUGGUCGUACUUCUGGCGAUCUAUUACUACUACAAAUCGAUCUACAACACCUGGAAAAAUCGUGGGAUACCUGGACCGCAACCUAUGUUCUUCAUUGGCAAUUUAUUCAAAACAGCGAUUAAAAAAGAGUCGAUGAGCGAUUGCGUGAAGAAAUUGUACGACGAGUUCAAGCAUGAGCCACUUUUUGGAAUAUUCGCGGGUACAUCGCCAUCUAUCGUGGUUAAUGAUCUAGAUUUGGUGAAGGAUGUCCUCAUCAGAAAUUUCUCUAUCUUCGUGGACAGAGGAAUCCGUACUUUUCCAAAGAUAGAACCACUGAUGCAGCACCUCUUCGUGUUGGAGCCUGAAAGAUGGCGGCCUAUGAGAGCGAAGCUCUCGCCCAUAUUCACGUCCGGGAAGCUGAAAGAGAUGUUCCUUUUGAUAGUUGAAUGCGCGGAAAAUCUGGAAAAACACUUGGACAAAGUUGUGGAAGACGGAGGAUCAGCGGAAUGUCGCGAUUUGGCCGCAAAGUUCACGACUGACGUGAUCGGUAGCUGCGCUUUUGGCAUCAAUAUGAACGCCUUGAAGGACGAGGACAGCGAGUUCCGUCAAAUGGGCAGGAAGAUCUUCACGCCUAAUCUGAAACAGACGCUCAAAGAGAUUUGUAGACAAUUUGCACCGUGGUUGUACGGACUUAUUGGUUCUUUACUUGAAUCGAAGGAAAUAAAUGACUUCUUUACAAACUUAAUUACCGAUUCAAUCAAAUGUAGAAAAGAGAGUAACGUGGUUAGGCCAGAUUUCGUGCAAUUGCUGAUGGAACUGCAGGAUCACCCGGAUCAGAUGAACAAUAUUGAACUAACAGAUUCGUUGCUCGCUGCACAGGCGUUCGUUUUCUUCGUUGCUGGUUUUGAAACCUCCUCAUCGACGAUUGCUCAUGCUCUUUACGAACUAGCUCAACAUCAGGAUAUCCAAGACAAAUUACGGCAAGAGAUCAGAGAAGUUAUCAAGGAAAAUAUCGGGAAUUUGACGUACAAUGACGUUAAAGGGAUGAAAUACUUGGACAAGGUGUUUAAAGAAACAUUAAGGAAGUAUCCUUUAGUGCCGAUGUUGACAAGACAAGCAAUGGAAGAUUACACGUUCAGAGGCACGAAGCUUACUAUACCAAAAGGGACAAAUGUGUGGAUUCCUGUGAUCGGAAUUCAAAGAGAUCCGAAUAUUUAUCCGAAACCGGAAGAUUUCGAUCCUGAAAGAUUCACCGAUGAAGCUGUUGCUGCUAGACACCCUAUGAGUUUUCUUUCAUUUGGUGAUGGGCCCAGGAACUGCAUUGGUGCUCGUUUUGCAGUUUAUCAGAGCAAAAUUGGUAUCAUAACAGUUAUUCGCAAUCACAAAGUCGUUGUUUGCGAGAAGACCAAGAUCCCAUACGAAAGCGAUAGUAAUAGCUUCUUGUUGGCACUGAAGGGUGGAGUGAACUUGAAAGUUGAAAAAGCAUAAAAUUAAUCUUAAGGAUUUUUAUAUAAAGUAUUAUAACAAUUAUAUUGUGUAAAAUAUAAAUUAAUAUAUGCGACUGCCUAUAGAAGAGAUAUAUUAACAAUGUAUUAACCCUUUGCACUCGAGAGGCGCCUCUCAGUCGCCAUUUGAUCAGAUC
Molecule: messenger RNA, 1832 nt
Organism: Eufriesea mexicana
Lineage: Eukaryota; Metazoa; Arthropoda; Insecta; Hymenoptera; Apidae
Product: probable cytochrome P450 6a14
Exons: 6
Coding region: 182-1678 (498 amino acids)
Molecular function (GO): monooxygenase activity; heme binding; oxidoreductase activity, acting on paired donors, with incorporation or reduction of molecular oxygen
Source: RefSeq, a predicted model, not a curated record